AUGGAAUAUCCUACGAAUAAACAAAUACUUUUUGGUCCGGAUUGGGACAUCAAUCGCUGGACUGCCUCCGACGACCGCGUCCGUGGUGGAUCAUCUGUGUCGAAACUCGAGCCGACCCAGGAAGGGGUGAUCUUUCACGGCAACCUCGACAUUGAGACACUUGGCGGCGCAGGGUUUGCCUCACAACGCACGGUCGGAAACGAACAAAUAUGGGACCUCACCGGAUACGACGGCCUUGAGCUACGUGUCGUUCCAUUGGAUGGAAAACGAUACACUUUCUCUUUGACAGACGAAAUCCCACAACGGAGGCCCGAUAAUCGCGAACAAAGUGCCCUUGUCUGGGAAUAUGAUUUUUGCCCGAGUGAGAUAGGCCGCACGGUGCGCAUGUCAUGGAAGAACCUGAGACCGACAUAUCGGGGGAAGCCGGUGGAGGAUGCCAGGCCUUUGGACUUGUCGCAUAUAAGAAGGUUCCGGAUCAUGAUGCGAAGGUGA
Molecule: messenger RNA, 492 nt
Organism: Penicillium coprophilum
Lineage: Eukaryota; Fungi; Ascomycota; Eurotiomycetes; Eurotiales; Aspergillaceae
Exons: 1
Coding region: 1-492 (163 amino acids)
Biological process (GO): NADH dehydrogenase complex assembly
Source: RefSeq, a predicted model, not a curated record